This is a messenger RNA of Aspergillus oryzae RIB40, 1158 nucleotides long. RefSeq names its product SMP-30/gluconolactonase/LRE family protein. Lineage: Eukaryota; Fungi; Ascomycota; Eurotiomycetes; Eurotiales; Aspergillaceae. The coding region runs from base 1 to 1158 and encodes 385 amino acids. The transcript is spliced from 3 exons. The record is from RefSeq and is a predicted model, not a curated record.
AUGGAUGUCUACUUGAACCCGCUCCCGCCGCUCCUGAAUAACAGCAUUGCUAAAUGGGCGUAUAUUUCGCUCGCCGCAUUGGCGAAUCUUCCCGGGCAGUUCAACCGAACGGCGUUUGAAGCCCCAUGGGCAACGUCGGAGAUAUCGGAUGAAGGCUUUAGUACAGCAUUGUCGUACCUGAAUACCACCGACUUUGUAGCCUAUGAUUCGAGGUUUUUCGAUAUCAUUGGCCCCAACGCAACAGUGGAGCAUGUUCAAAAACUAGCCUACCAGGUCCACGAGGCACCAUGUUAUAUCAAAGAUACCAAUCAGCUCUUUUUUGUCGAAUGGGGCCCUCCAGGUGGCGACGAUGGCAUUCAUUCGUGGCAGUACCUCCUCGAUGUAGAAACUAAUACCCUGCGCAAUAUAACCACCAACCCUCCCACAUACAACGUACAUGGGUGUGUCUACUACAAUCACUCCAUCCACGUGGUAACAGAUGGUUACAGUGACCUUCAGACAGGAGAGCUGGCAAAGAUCGACCCCCACAGCCAUGAGAAAACGACAUUGUUGAAUAACUACCUGGUGCAGCCAUUUGCAGGCUUCAACGAUCUGGAAAUAGAUCAGGUGGGUAAUUUCUGGCUAACAGAUUCAAAGUCAGGCUGGGGCCGACAGAUUGUGGAAUUUGCACCCCCAACAAACCCGUCCGUCUACUUCGUUGAACGAUCAACCUUUCGCACCAAGGUAGUUUAUACUACUACUGGGAAUACCAAUGGUAUCGCCAUAUCCCCCGAUGGGAAGACAUUGUUCAUCCCGGAGACAGGGGUGUCGAAGUACUUUCCAAAGCGGACGGACCCCUACGGAAUGCGACAGCUGUGGGCCUUUGAUGUAUCCAAGUCACGCUCCGUACUGUCAAAUCAAAGGUUCCUCAGCAAUCCCAUCUCCUACUUUUAUGAUGGCGUGCGCGUGUCGCGACAUGGGUUGAUCUUUUGCGGUGCAGGGGAUGGCGUCGACGUCCUCGAUCCCGACACAGGGUACACGCUGGGCACGAUUCGCGUCGGUGGGGGUGAGAAUGGGGCCGUGAGUGUGGCAUUUGGGGAACAUGAACUAUCGGUUGUAGGAAAAGGAGGAGUAUGGCAUGUCAAGGGGAUUCAGGAGCGACUAGCUCGAGAGUGGUAG